Molecule: messenger RNA, 2001 nt
Organism: Sparassis crispa
Lineage: Eukaryota; Fungi; Basidiomycota; Agaricomycetes; Polyporales; Sparassidaceae
Exons: 13
Coding region: 1-2001 (666 amino acids)
Biological process (GO): regulation of GTPase activity; signal transduction
Cellular component (GO): cytoplasm
Source: RefSeq, a predicted model, not a curated record
AUGAGCGACGAAGGAUACCCGUCCUCCUCGUGGGAGAAUGCCGACGGCUCCGAAUCUCACCACACUCACACCCACAACGUCUACAGCCGCUCCCCACUCGCACAGAUACAGCCGCUCGGCGUCUCUGCAGACUCUCUUAACUUCGUACCGCCUACGCCCACAAAAUCUACCUCACCCCCUCGCUCGAGCGUAGAAUCACCGCGCAGACAAUCCGAGUCCAGAUGGCGUGAAGGCGCGCUUCCGGCGACUGUGGAAUAUCUCGACAAUGCAACCGCGGACAGUGCCACUCUGGUAGAAGCCAGCUUCGACGAGAACGUGCUACGAGCUCUUUGUGAACUUGAUUGCGGUGUUCCACUGUUACUUGACCGGAUAAAGCAGAGCAUGGUUUCGUGCAGGGAAGCAUCCGUUUUCUUCAAGAAACGCGCGCUGCUGGAAGAGGAAUACGGGAGAAAUAUGCAAAAGCUCGCGAAGAGCACAUCUGAGGCAUAUGCGGCGAAUGACGGGAAGGCUGGGUCCUUCGUUAGCGCCUGGCAUCAGACGAUGAAGAACCAUGAGGUCUUGGCAGAGAACCGCCUUCGUUUUGCGCAGCGCCUGAACGAGAUGAGCGAAGAGCUUGCUACUCUCGCUAAGGAGGUAGAUAAGAACCGGAAACAGACCAAAGAGCUCGCCAACCGAUACGAACGCACUCUCCAAGACUCGGAAAUAGCGACGGAGAAGAUUAAGAACAAAUUUGACGUUACCGCGGAAGAGCUGGAGCGUUUGUUGUUGCAGAAGGAGGGAGAAUCUGACCGGGAGGCCGUGCAGGGUCGUUCACGCGGGGGUGCAGGAGGAAAGCGGGCGAUAGGGAAGGCCGUUGCGAAGGGAGGUCUUCUUCUGAAGGGACGCAACCCGGGCAAUAUUCAAAAGCAAGAAGAUGACGUCCGAGCACGCAUGUCCAAUACGUCAGAUACGUACCGCAAGAUGGUCACUGAGACUCAAACGAUCCGGCAAGAGUACUUCAAUUUCCAGUUGCCUCGAAUCUUGCGCGCUCUCAAAGAGUGCGUGGACGAGAUCGACUUAGGAACGCAGUACCAUCUCUCUCGGUACGCGUUCCUAUACGAGAACAUCGUCUUGAGUGACGGGACGACGCUCGCGCCGCCCGACGACACGUCCUCGGGUCUUAAGUCGAUCAUUGAGUCCAUCGAUAAUCGUUCGGACUUCAAGACUUACAUGCAGAACUAUGCGUUCGCUCAUGGUGGCGCUAACAACCGUGGACCUCGCCGAGACGGGCCCCGAGAAGAAGGAUACCUUCCACCUAUUCCGGCCCUGAGCUCUCACCCCCCUACCGCCCAGGCUAACACCAGCGUGCACGUCGCGGACAGAGGGCGGCCGACGUUUGGCGUUGAUCUCGCAGAACAAAUGGCGCGCGACGGCGAGGACUUGCCCCCCAUCAUGGUCAAGUGCUGUCAGGCCAUCGAGAAAUAUGGACUGCAGUCACAGGGUAUAUACAGGAUAGGUGGGUCAGUGAGCAAGAUCGCGAAGUUGAAGGAGCGGCUGGACCGAGACCUCGAUUCGGUGGAUCUCGAUGCUGAAGAGUGGAGUUCUGACAUCAGCAACGUAACGAGUGUGCUCAAGAUGUGGCUGCGAGAGCUACCGGAGCCCCUUCUCACUUACAGUCUCUAUAAGAGCUUCCUAGAUGCUGCGAGGAACGAGAACGAGCGACUACGACACAUCCGGUUGCAUGAGCGCGUUAACGAUCUGCCCGAUCCGAACUACGCCACACUAAAGUAUUUUAUGGGCCAUCUUCAUAAAGUGGCCCAGCACGAGUCCGAGAAUGCCAUGUCGAUACAAAAUCUUGCCAUUGUAUUCGGUCCGACACUAUUCGGGCAGAGCCAGACUGGCACGAACGGCCAAAUGGACAGUGGGCCCGCCAUGGCAGACGCGCCAAUCCAGAACAAGGCCGUCGAGACGAUCCUAGAGCACUAUGUCGACAUUUUCGUGGACGAGAACGAGACGGCAUAG